AUGUCGAUUAGAGAAGGACGUGCGCCCAAUUCUAGUUCGCCGGAGUCCUUGAUGGUGGUGAAUCUCUCCACCUAUCGGAUUGAAGGCGAAUUCGAUGCUGGUGGCUGCGGCACGGUGUUGGUGGGCAGCCAUGCCCGCUCCAAGCAGCCGGUGGUGAUGAAAAUGGCCAGCAAAGAGGUGGACCGGCUCCUGCUCGCCACGGAGCGCCGGAUCUAUGCGCGGCUGCCGAAGGCUCGUGGAUGGCCCAGACUCAUCGACGCCGGUACGUAUCGCAAACGCGACGUGCUGGUUUUGGAGCGCCUGGGGCCAUCACUGCAGGACUUACUGAACUUGUGCGGAGGACGCUUCGGUCUGAAGACGGUUUCGCAGCUAGCGCUGCAACUGCUCGACAGGCUGGAAACAUUCCACGAGCUGGGGUACGUUCACCGCGACCUGAAGCCGGACAAUGUCCUGCUGGGUCGCGGAACGACCCGCAAGACGCUGCACUUGAUCGACUUCGGCCUACCGUGGUAUGGUACCGAGGAGCGAUUUGAUCCGGACGAGGCACUGCUUCUGAAGUUGCGCAUUACGCCUAGCGAGCUGUGUAGAGGACUGCCGGCUGAGUUUCAGCGGUUGACCGAGUACGCGUUGCAGAUGGAAUUCUGCGACGCGCCGGACUAUACCGAGCUGAAGCGGAUGUUCCGGAAUCUGCUGCGCCAGCAUUCCAUGCAGCACGAUUUGCAUUUCGAUUGGAACCGGUUUGGCUGCUAA
This is a messenger RNA of Anopheles arabiensis, 750 nucleotides long. RefSeq names its product casein kinase I-like. Gene Ontology annotation, molecular function: ATP binding; protein serine/threonine kinase activity. Lineage: Eukaryota; Metazoa; Arthropoda; Insecta; Diptera; Culicidae. Gene Ontology annotation, cellular component: nucleus; cytoplasm. Gene Ontology annotation, biological process: peptidyl-serine phosphorylation; signal transduction. Bases 1 to 750 code for a protein of 249 amino acids. The transcript has 2 exons. The record is from RefSeq and is a predicted model, not a curated record.